Messenger RNA from Aphanomyces astaci, 1657 nucleotides. RefSeq lists its product as hypothetical. The record is from RefSeq and is a predicted model, not a curated record. Lineage: Eukaryota; Oomycota; Saprolegniomycetes; Saprolegniales; Verrucalvaceae. Bases 1 to 1476 code for a protein of 491 amino acids. The transcript has 7 exons.
AUGGGAAACUCGAACGCCAAGGCCAAGGCAUCGUCGAGGCGGCCGUCGACGUCCACAACGUCGGCAGAAUCGACAGCGCGCUCUGCCUCUGAAGGACACCUCGUGUUGCCAGCUUCAUCUGCGAGCACGUCAGCCGCCUCCCGCACGGCGUCACAUCCGCCAUCCCGCUCCAACCGCCGACAAAGUACAUCAACCGACUCCGUCGUCGCUGGCGGCAUUGAACGCGGACAAGCAGCCGUCGAGGAUGCAAAUCGACAACUCAGCUACUGGAACAUGGCGCGACACGGAUACGACCAAAUGGUGAACCUCAUCAUUCGACCACCUCGGGCCAAGUACCAAGUUGAUGAGCUGGGGCCGACUACGUUUGCCUUCUGCGGUCGUCGCUUCGAGCGCACCGACUUCCAUGUGUCUGUCCAGCGCCGCGGGAUGCCACUCAAACUGCAAUGCUCCCACUGGCAUCCCAUCGCCGCAGACCGCCCCGCCGCGGCCCUGCCCUGCCUCAUCUACCUCCACGGCAACUCGUCAUGUCGCCUCGAAGCACAUUCGAUCUUGCGCUGUGUCUUGUCCACAGGAGCGACGGUUGUGGCCUUGGACUGCAUUGGUUGCGGGUUGUCUGACGGCGAUUACAUUACGCUGGGCUACUUUGAACGAGACGACGUGCACGCUGUGGUGGAGCAUCUUCGCAGCAUCGAGUCGGUGUCCACCAUCGGACUAUGGGGGCGCAGCAUGGGGGCUGUCACGGCGCUGCUCCACGCCGACCGCGACCCGUCGAUCGCCGGCCUGGUUGUGGACUCGGCAUUUGCUAACCUCGACCAAUUGGUGCACGAGGUCGUGGAGCAUGGAAGGCAGGAAGGGUACACGAUUCCGACGCUCGCCGUCAAGAUCGUCAUGCGGUGGAUUCGGUCGUCUGUUCUCAAACGAGCCCACUUUGACCUGAAAGAGCUCAGUCCUAUCGACCAUGUCCACCAAUCGUUUAUUCCUGCUUUGUUUGUUGCGGCCCACAACGAUACGUUUAUCCGACCCCACCACACGGAAGCCCUGUUUGCAAAGUAUGCAGGCGACAAGAACGUGAUCAAGGUCAAAGGCGAUCACAACAGCCCUAGACCCCAGUACCUGCUGGAUUCAGCGGGGAUAUUCCUUCAGACUGUGCUGCACAUGGACCUAGCAUGGCAACUCCACGACCCGUUCGCCGCCGCGUCGGCGUUGCCGUGGUGUCAGGAGAGUCUGUUUCUCGCGCGAAUGUUUGAACAAUCGGCCGCUCAGUCGUUUGGACCACCAGCACCCACCGUGUCAUGGCCAUGUCCUGCCUGUACAUUUAUCAAUCCACGCGGAUGCAAUCAUUGCCUUGUCUGCGAUACCGUCCCAGCGUCAAGUGCACUAGUAUGCACUAUCGACCCGCCUUCCACCCCCCCAUCAUCAUCGACUGGCAACGUCGAAGUAGUCGUUCAAGCAGACGACUCAUCGUCAUCUGGUUAAGUCGUCGAUGGAUCGUCAAUCUCUCAACCCACCGAUUCGAUACAAGUGUCGAGUUAUGGCUUUUUCUUUGUCGCGCGCUAUGCUAUAUGGGGCUAUUAUUUACGGCGAGGCUUGGGACCUAAUAGGGCAAACGUCAAUUUCAUUGAUAUAAUCAAAACAGUAAUGCAAUAUACCUCCUAUG